CUCCAUUCCCUCCCUCCAUCCCCCUUCACCUCAUCCCUCCAUCCCCUCAUCCCUCCAUCCUCACCCCCUCCCCUCCAUUUGCACAUCUCCCCACACCCCCUUUCUCACUCCUUCCAUCCCAUUUCAUCCCCUCCCCUCUAUCCUGGUCUUCCCCGUCCCAUUGCUCCUGCUUCCUCCAUCCGCCCAUCCCCUUCAUCACCUCGUUCCCUCAUCCCCUCCUCUGCCCUCGCUCCCCUCCUCGCCAUCCGUCUCUUCUACCGCUCUGCCCUCUUCCCCCCCCCCCCCCCGUGCAUUCACCUCACCUCAGCUCCUCUCCUUCCCAUCUCGUUCCUCCCCUCCCUGCCCCAUCACCCUUUCUUCCCGCGGGUGUUCGACUCCCACUCGCUCCUCGCCUCUCCCUCUUGCGCCGUCGCCUCCUUUCUCCUCUGAGGGGUUCCACCCUCGACCCCCUCCUCCUCCUCCACCUCAUCAUUUCCGGAGGGGGGAGGAGGAGGAGGGAGCGUGCAGCAGAGGUGCUGGGGGGGUCAACCCCCCCCUCCACACACACUCUACCCUCCCAUCUAGCCCCCUCCACUCAAGGAGGGAGAGAAAGGACAAAAGAGUGGGUGUGGGGGAAGGUGGGAUAGUGGAGUGGGUAGGUGAGGACCCCAUUUCUUCACACUCUCUCUCUCUGUCUCUCUCUCUCUCUCUCUCUCUCUGAGCCAUGCCUAGUUCAGAGUUGUUGAUGGAGCAAAGCAGCACGUUGGAGCUGGUGGUGGAGAUGGAGAUGGGCAGGAUGCUGGAGGACGAGCAGCGGGCACUGCAGUUGGCGCUGGACCAGCUCUCCAUGCUGGGGCUGGGCGAGGAGCAGGAGCAGCGGGAGCCGUUGGCCGAGGGCGAGGAGGAGGAGGAGGAGGAGAACCUCAACAACAACAACAACAACACCGCCGCCAUCGGCCAGCACCACCACCAGCACCAGCACCACCACCACCACCCACACCACCACCGGGAGAGCUACCUGGCCGCGCUGUACGAGGGCGGCGAAGCCAAGAAGAGGGGCUGCAACACCACGGAGUGUGUGCCAGUGCCGAGUUCGGAGCACGUGGCCGAGAUCGUGGGCAGGCAAGGCUGCAAGAUCAAAGCGCUACGAGCCAAGACCAACACCUACAUCAAGACGCCAGUGCGCGGCGAGGAGCCCGUCUUCGUGGUGACCGGCCGGCGCGAAGACGUGGCCAUGGCGCGCCGGGAGAUCAUCUCCGCCGCUGAGCACUUCUCCCUGAUCCGCGCCUCCCGCAACAAGGACGGCCCGGCCGCGCCCGGGGCGGUGCCGGUGCCCCCCAACCUGCCUGGCCAGACCACCAUCCAAGUGCGGGUGCCGUACCGGGUGGUGGGGCUGGUGGUGGGGCCCAAGGGGGCCACCAUCAAACGCAUCCAGCAGCAGACCCACACCUACAUCGUGACGCCGAGCCGGGACAAGGAGCCGGUCUUCGAGGUGACCGGAAUGCCGGCCAACGUGGACCGGGCCCGGGAGGAGAUCGAGGCCCACAUCGCCGUCCGGACAGGCGGCAUGCUGGAGUUUGGCGACGAGAACGAUUUCCACUGCAACGGGACGGAGGCCGGAUUCGGUGGCGGCAGCGGCGGGCGGGCCCCCCGGCCCUGGGCCAAGUUGGCGCUAUCCGCCGGCCGCAAGCCCCUGGCCUGUUUCCGCGGCAACGGCCCGGACCCCUACUACGGCAAGCCGUCGGACGCGCAUCACCAUCAGCACCACCACCAGCACCACGCCUGCUACGCCAACGGCGCCGCCUACGGGGAGGCCUAUUUCGGCGCCGAGGGGCGGGAGGGCCCCUCCGACGCCCACCUCUGGGAGCCCCCCGCCCAGCGCCGGGCCAGCGGAACCGUCGCCCUGCCCCGCCUCUCACCCGAAGUCUGCCACCCGCUGGCCCGCCGGGCGCACAGUGAUCCCUUGCGGGGGAGCGGCCUGCCCGGCGCCACCCACCCGACCCCUCCUGCCCCCCAGCCUCCCAGCGGCGGAGCCGACAGCCCCCCUCCUCCCUCCCCCGCGGCUUCGGCGGCGGCACCACCCCACCACUCCCCCCGCCAGGGGGCCGGGGGGCGGGAGUGCCAGGUCUGCUUCGAGAGCGAGGUGACGGCUGCCCUGGUGCCCUGUGGGCACAACCUCUUCUGCAUGGAAUGCGCCAACCGCAUCUGCCAACGCAGCAACCCCCACUGCCCAGCAUGUCUCAGCUCCGUCACCCAGGCCAUCCGCAUCUUCUCCUGAUCACCCAUCCCGUGCCAGAACCCUCCCGCCCCCACCUCCCGGGGAAGGGCACAGGACGGGCAAGGGGGAUCGCACUGUCUGCUGGAGGAUUUACCCCCGUCUCUCCCUCACGCCCCCUCGUUUACCCCCUCCCACCAGGAUCGCACUGUCUGCUGGAGGAUUUAUCCCCGUCUCUCCCUCACGUCCCCUCCUUUACCCCUCCCCACCCUACUGGGAUCCCAAACACGGUUUCUCAGGCACCCCCCCAGCUCCCACCCCCCAACCCCAGCAGAUGGCGGCAACGACAGAAAAUGGCCAACUACUUUCUCACGCCCCGGGCGUGUUUUUGGGUUUUUUUGAGGGGGUGGUGGGUGGGGAAACGGUUUCCGUUUGGAUUUUCUGUCUGAGACUCUGACGGAAUCACGGGCCUCCCCGGCCCCCUCUCUUCCCCCCCAAUCAGAUGUCGGGCGGCGACUUUUGAACAUUUGACCUGGGGGUGAGGGGGUUGCGUGGAUCCAGCUGCCUUCCCCACCCCCACACCGACGCCGCCACCCCACCUCCCCCAACAGCAGAGAACACUUGUGACUCCUUCCCGAUUCUGAAACAGCCAGCGAACUGUUGGCACUCUGUUACCUCUCGCACCGGUGUCUCGCCGAGGGGGGCGUAGGGGAUGAGCUGUUCGCUGGCUACUGCUGCAGUGACCAGACGGAUACUUCCAGGACUCUGAGCCCCUGCUGAAUUCUCUUCCCUGUUUAGUUCUUGUUGGAUAGUGGAUGUACAGGCAGAUGCGGUGAUGAGAUGUUGUGUCCUGUCAAAGUCUGAUGGAUGAGAUUUAACAAGUACGUUUCGAAACUGUUCUCCCAGUGUUUGAUACUGCUGCCAGGCAGAGAGUCCCUUCCCUUACCAACAUUCUUACCCUCUGCUCUCCCUUCACUCGUUCUCUGCCUUUCUCCCAUUCUGUGUUUCGUUUUUGAUCAGCCUUUUUCAUUCACUCUCUCUGCCUGCCUUUCUCUCUUAGACAGCCUUCCCUUCUUUCCUAGCUGAUUCUCUCUCCAUCUUUCUCUGCCUGUCUUUCUCUCUCUGUCUGUCUCUCUCUCUCUCUCUCUGUCUCUCUCUCUCUCUGUCUGUCUGUCUCUCUCUCUCUCUCUCUCAUUCUUCUCACCUCCCUACAACCUCUUCCUCUCUUCCCCACUCCUCCAUUCUCUCCCUCUCUCUCUGCCUGCCUUUCUCUCUCUCCCCCCACCCCGUGCAUCUCUCCAGGGGGAAUGUAGCUGGAUUUAUAGCGAUUGAAGUCUGCAUUGAUGUAGCACCUCUCGUGGUC
Messenger RNA from Hemiscyllium ocellatum (epaulette shark), 3557 nucleotides. Its product is annotated as RNA-binding protein MEX3B-like. The transcript has 2 exons. The record is from RefSeq and is a predicted model, not a curated record. Gene Ontology annotation, molecular function: RNA binding. Lineage: Eukaryota; Metazoa; Chordata; Chondrichthyes; Orectolobiformes; Hemiscylliidae. The coding region runs from base 704 to 2257 and encodes 517 amino acids.